This is a messenger RNA of Mollisia scopiformis, 1164 nucleotides long. RefSeq lists its product as uncharacterized. The transcript is spliced from 2 exons. The record is from RefSeq and is a predicted model, not a curated record. Bases 367 to 1083 code for a protein of 238 amino acids. Lineage: Eukaryota; Fungi; Ascomycota; Leotiomycetes; Helotiales; Mollisiaceae.
AAGGGAGACCGAGAUCAACUCUUGAAACUACCCCUGAAGCAAGAAGAGCUCAAGAAACAGAUGGACGCUGUCCUUUCCAGGACCAAAAAGCCAGUCUGGGACAUUCUCAUUUCACUCACGCCCAAAAAUCAAGCCAAAAUCAGCUAUGCUAUCGACAACGCCAAACAGGAGGACAAGCUGGAGCGUAUACUUGCUGCCAUUGAAUUAGCCGAGAACUUGGAGCCGUCAGAUCUGGAAUACAUUCUUAUUUUCCUGACUACCGAAACCCAGGACGUUCGAGGUCGUAACAAAGGCCUUGAUUCGAAUUCGCCAACAUACACUCGAAUGGCUCGGCGGCAUCUUUCUAUCGAGACCUGAAAUCGUUACAUGCUACCUUAUGAAAUUGAUCAAGAUCCAGAUUACGUUCUCAUCAAACGAUGGGUGCUAGAAUACGAGCAGGACUUCCUUUGGAAUCACACUCGCCAAAUUCGGGAAUAUCGAAGAUCAGAUCUCAUUCGUCCUAUGGAAUCCCGCCCGGGGAUCUUGAGCCAUCGUCAACGUCAUUAUGACGAACCUCAAGUAGUCAUCGAGAGGAGAAAGAAACACCCGAGGCACAGUUCACCUAGUCCUCUCCUCGCAUGGGUUGCGGGUACUUCGAAGCACUCGAAGAAGAAGAGCCAUCAUCUUGAAGACGGUCUCAGAGUUCCUGGCCCGCCCCGACAAGGCGCAGAAGAUAUCAUUGAGCCCAAUGAAGCCGUUAAAGCUGAGAAGGUGGAUGAUCUGCUGGCGAAAUGGACCACGACAGUGGUAGACGAAAAUCAACAGACCAAGAAAGCGGACGAAACCAAAGCUGACGACGCGGGGGAAGAGAAAUUGGGAGAAGAAUUCUUGCGUAGCACCAGGCUGGAUGAUUACUACUCGGAUGACGAGGAUACCGAGUCGGACUUCGUUACGUCGAGUUCUGUUUUGUCAUCGCGGAACCGAUCGUGGUUUAGAGGUGGAUGGAGGAGAUUCUUGCCUUCUAUGCACUUUCGACGUAAGUGGAAAAAAGCACGAAGGGGGAGUAUAAGUAGCGAUUCAAGUAUAAGUUUGGUUGAUGACUAGGUUCAUCAAAGUACAUGGGACAAUAAAGUGGGCUAAGUUCUGAGUGCGACUAGGAAUUUGAGGGAUAAAGCGGUGUAAGAA